CGAAACUGAUCGAUAUCGUAAAGUUGCACGGAAGUCAGCCCGCCAUCGCUGGAAGCUGAUGGAACAGCUGGGAUCGCCUGAGGACUGCCGGUUCUUCAUCUUGGAGAAGACUCGCUGGAGCUCGUCGGUUCGCCGGCUGUCGCAGCCUUCGUCUCCACCCACGAGCUUGCUGGAGUCGUCACCUGCGCCCCCUGAAGCUGCCACUCAACUGCCGGAAUUCGUCGCUGAUUUCCUCGCCGCCGUGGUCGCGGGCUGUGGUGAAGAACCAAGGGACCCCCUGCCCUUCGGUGAUCAUCCCCACGCAGUAGAUGAGCCGAGGAACGCCUUAGUCAUCCCGAUGGAGACUAGAAUGUGGGUGAUAGCUAAACCUAGCUACCAUGUACGUACACAAGCCCUCGUUUUGAAAACCCGUUGGACCCCGCAGGUUCCUGGACGGGCCUGCGGAAGAGGCGCACUGGGCCUGACCUCUUGUCGCGAACUGGCUGAUAAUCGAUUAUCCAUUGUUGAUAAUCGAUUAUCAUGCUGUGCAGCUUCUGUUCCCAAAGUCCCGCAGGGCAUGAUAAUCGAUUGUCACCUCAUGACAAUCGAUUGACAGAUGGUUUUGUCCAAGAAACCCAAGUUCAGAGAGGCCUGAUAAUCGAUUAUUGCUUCUGUGAUAAUCAAUUAUCAGAUGAACCAACUCUGACUCAGGAAUCCGCAGGGCCUGAUAAUCGAUUAUCACCCUUGUGAUAAUCGAUUGUCACACCUUGCUUAUUCAAUGAGGAGUCCAGCGUAGCCUGUUAAUCGAUUACCAUGACCUGUAAAUCGAUUAUCAUGGCUCGCAGGUUCUCGUCUUGUCUGGUUGAUUACAAUCAAUACGUUGGUAGUUU
This is a messenger RNA of Cuscuta campestris, 869 nucleotides long. The record is from the annotation of a GenBank genome assembly. Lineage: Eukaryota; Viridiplantae; Streptophyta; Magnoliopsida; Solanales; Convolvulaceae.